AUGAGACAUCGUGAAGUGUAUGAGUGGUUUGUGAGGAAGUGUAAUGUAAACCUGAACAGCACCUGCAUCACUAGAGCAUUGAAAGCUGCUAGGAAAGUGGUAGAGGGGGAUGAAGUUUCCCAGUAUGGGUUAAUCUGGGACUAUGCUAAUGAGUUGCUUACAAGUAAUCCCGGGUCUAUAGUUCAAGUUGGUGUAAUCCUAAUGCCAGAGGCUCCUCCUCAAUUUGAGAGGUUUUAUGUUUGUCUUGAUGCAUGUAAAAAAGGUUUUAAGGCUGGGUGUAGACCAAUGAUUGGAUUGGAUGGGGCUUUUCUUAAGACCCUGCACGGUGGACAAAUAUUGACGGCGUGUGCUCAAGAUGCCAAUAAUCACAUCUUUGUCGUUGCCUAUGUAAUUGUCGAUGUGAAAAAUAAGGACAACUGGAAAUGGUUUCUGGACCUGUUGCAGUCAGACCUUGGCAACUACAAUGAUAACAAGUUGUGCAUCAUUUCAGACAUGCAGAAGGGACUAAUCCCAACAGUGAAGGAAGUCAUGCCCAAGGCCCAACACAGAUUUUGUGUUUGGCAUCUAUGGAAAAAUUUUUCAAAACAAUGGGGUAGCACAGAGUUGAAAGACCUGGUCUGGGAGUGUGCUAGAUCUAGAACACAUAAUGAGUUCGAGAGGAACAUGAAGAAAGUAAAGGUCAUCAACGACCAGGCUUGGCAAUAUCUUGAAAAAUGGCCGAAGGAAGCUUGGACUAAGGCGUACUUCAGUGAGGAUCCCAAGAAUGACAACAUUUGCAACAAUGCGUGCGAAUCAUCCAUUGCUAAAAUAAAGCAUGAAAAGUCCAAGCCGAUUUUGACUUUGGCUGAAGAGGCAAGAAGAAUAAUCAUGAAGAGCAUGGUCGAUAACAAACUAAAGUUGAGCACUUAUCAAGGAAUUUUACCCCCGGUUCAACAAAGCAGACUAGAAGUCAUGACAAAGUUAUCUAGUCACUGGGCUCCCCAAUGGUGCGGGGAUGAUAAAGAGGAGUUGUUUGAAGUACAUGGGUGGCCCACAAACAUGGUGGUGGACUUGGGGAAGCACACUUGCAAGUGUCAUUUCUGGCAACUCACAGGGAUGCCAUGUAUGCAUGCAAUUUCAGCCAUUCAGGACAAAAAUGGUAAGAGGACUGAGGAGUAUUGCCAUGAGUUAUUGACAAUGGAAGCGUAUAAAAGGACAUACUGUUUCAAUGUUAACCCGGUGAAAGGACAAGAUAUGUGGGAGAAAAUAUCCUCACCUGCCCCUGUCCCACCCCCAAUUAAGCCAAAACCUGGGAGGCCUACCAAGAAGAGGAGAAAGGACAAAGGAGAUUGUGCAAAGAAGAAAAAGGAGGAUGCUGAGGAACAAGCUAGGCAAAUGCAACUUCAGCUUGCCAUUGCUAAAGGGCCUGCUCCCCCUACAGAUGAGCCGAGCAACAACAAUGAAGCUCAAUCACAUUCUCCCCCUCCUCCCCUAGGUGCAAAGAGAGGCAGGCCACCCAAAUUGCAUGUCAUCAAAAGCAAGGCAAGAUCGAAUGCCUCCAACCAGUCACCUGUACCCAUAUUUGCUGAGACAUUGAAAGGCACAACUUCUGCCACUGCAAAGAAGAUGCAAACCUUCAUGACAUUCGUGCCUACUCCAGGCUUCAAGCGUCCAAGAAAGAAAGAUUAA
This is a messenger RNA of Arachis duranensis, 1668 nucleotides long. RefSeq lists its product as uncharacterized. The transcript has 5 exons. The record is from RefSeq and is a predicted model, not a curated record. Gene Ontology annotation, biological process: DNA transposition. Gene Ontology annotation, molecular function: DNA binding; zinc ion binding; transposase activity. Lineage: Eukaryota; Viridiplantae; Streptophyta; Magnoliopsida; Fabales; Fabaceae. Bases 1 to 1668 code for a protein of 555 amino acids.